AUGUCCUUUACUUUUUGUUUUUCAUCGAUAGCAGUGAUUACAUCUUUAGCUCUAGUAAUCAAUUAUGGCUUAACAACUGGAGGACCUGUAAUUAUGGUGUGGGGGUGGAUUGUAUCUUGCAUAUUUACAUUGAUGAUUGGUGCCUCCAUUGCCGAGAUUUGCUCCGUUUAUCCUGCAGCUGGCAGUGUUUAUUACUGGGCCGGAGUCUUAUCUCAUCCAGAUUGGGCUCCCAUUAAUAGCUUUUAUUGCGGAUGGCUAAAUAUGAUAGGAAAUAUGGCUUGUGAAUCAAGUUUUGCCUUUGGAUUUGCUUAGGUAUUUUCAGCUAUAAUAUCUUUAGUCAAUGAUGGAUAAGUAACUUUAAGUGAUUAGAAACAAGUACUAAUUGCCAUUGUAACUUUGAUUAUGUGGGCUAUAAAAAACAGAUUGAGGCUUGAUUAGCAAGGAUGGUACAACAAUUUUUCAGCUAUUUACUAGUGCAUUUCAACUAUAUUCCUAGUUACUGCAAUUAUAAUUUGUUCAUCGAAUGUAUCUUCCCAUGAGUUUGUUUGGACUAAUUACAAUAAUGAAACUGGAUUCGAAUCAGUAAUCUAUGUUUGCAUGAUUGGGGUCUUGAUGUCAAUGUAUGGAAUGUCUGGCUAUGAAAGUGGAGCAACUCUUGCUGAAGAAACAAAAAACGCUUCUCACUCUGCUCCAAGAGGCAUUAUAAAUUCCAUAAUUCUAUCCUCUGUAAUUGGCUUCAUAUUUAUAUUGGGAUUGCUAUACUCAUCUCAGGAAAAUAUUUUUAAAGCUCUGAAUGGAGUUUCACAAUAAUCAGUCAUUAACAUUAUCGAUGUAACUUUUACAGAUGAAUUCAGCAAUGAAAGAAAUUAUUUUGCUUCUGUUACACUAUCUGUGAUUCUAAUGCUUAACAUUUUUCUAGCUGGUUUUUCCCAUAUGACUGGUACGACAAGAAUUACUUAUGCUCUUGCUAGAGAUAAUGGUCUGCCAAAGUCUGAAUGGAUGAAAUAACUUAAUCCUCGCACUUCUAAUCCUGAUAGAGUGCUCUUAGUAGUCCUAAUUAUUGACUCUCUACUUUGUACUUUACCAUUAUUAAGCACUUUGGCUUUUACAGCUAUAACUAGCAUCGCUACAAUAGGAUACUAACUUUCCUAUGCAAUUCCAAUAUUUUUGAGAGUGACAUAGAGUAGAAAAACUUUUAAGCAGAGCUUAGAUUAUAAUAUUGGGAAGUAUUCUGUUAUAAAUUCAUGGGUCUCAUUUUUAUGGUUGAUCAUAUCUUCAUUGGUACUCUUCUUUCCACUUAGAUAUGAUCCCUAGCAAGGAAUAACUGCUUAAAAUUUCAACUAUACAGCUUCUGUGAUGUUAGGAGCAUUAAUGAUUGCUUCUAUAUUUUGGAUUUUUCCGCUAGGAAAUGGGGCGAGAAAUUAUUUUAGAGGACCUCAAGAUCUUAGGAAAUAUAAUGGUGAAGAAAUAAUUAUUUGA
This is a messenger RNA of Stylonychia lemnae, 1479 nucleotides long. NCBI's taxonomy places the organism in Eukaryota, Ciliophora, Spirotrichea, Sporadotrichida, Oxytrichidae. The record is from the annotation of a GenBank genome assembly.